AAUAUAUCUGAAAAGAUUAUUCAAGGUCGCGUUAUUUAAUUACAUAAUCAUUAUUGAAAAUUAAUGUACGUACGCUAAUUGAAUUUAUUUGACUCGGAUUCGUUUUAGGGGCAGCCAAAUCGUACGCAGCGAAUUCAAAUGGACGUCCAGCACUGAAAAGUAAUUAGAGUUUAUUCAAUUCUCAUUCUCAUUCUUGAUUCUGACGCUUGUCUCUAUUGUGUUACGUAUGUGAUUAGGCCAUAAGUAUGAUGUGUAAUAAUACGUAUGAUUCAGUGAGAGGUAGUAAAUUUUGAAUGUGCGAGACCGGGUUCAGAGCGCACUGAUUAUUUAUACCUAAAGACCUAUAGCUCGUCGUGGCACUUCUCUCGCGGUUUUUUUUAUAAUUUUUUUAUUUUUGUUAUUACACGAGCUUCUGUAGCCAGCUACGGAAGAGGAAGAACAAGAAGAAAUAUAUCAGUGAUCAAACACCGAACGUGCGGAGGCGGUGCUACCAAGUGAUAAACCGGCAGAGGGGAUACGAGAUUAAAGAAAAUCUGUGAAAAACAAAAGCGCGUGUUAUAAGGGAUAUUGAGGCGAACUUUUGAGUCAGAAGAAUGGAUCCGAAUCUUUCGCCAAAUCUUUAUUCAAAAAAAAUGCACAACUCUUAUGAAGAUGAGGAAGAAAGAAUGCAUUUUCUUCGCAUAGUUUCUGCAUUUAAAUACUACAGAUAUUGUCGUUAUACUAACGAAAGAUAUUCUUACAAAUAUCUUUACUAAUCUGUAUCUCAUUCCCUCCAACGGGUAAAAAAAACAGAAUCAUACUUCAUGUCUCUUCCGGUUCAUCAUCAAAAGGUCUUGUCAAAGUACAGAGAACAUCUGCAGGAGAUUAAAAGAUGCAUAGAAAACAAUGACCACAUAAUCAAACUCAUCAUCAAGGACGUUACCCAUAUCUUUGAGAACGUCAGUCCGACGACUGCUCAGACUGAAAGUACACCAAAUCCACGUCCAGUUCUGGCGGAUCAAGAAAAGGUACAGGCUACUAUAAAGCAGCUUGUUCGUGACUGGAGCGAAGAAGGCGCUCAGGAACGACUCACCUGUUAUCAACCUAUCAUAGACGAAAUCAUCCAACAAUUUCCACCCGAAUUUUGCAUACCGUCAGAAGUACAAGUUCUUGUGCCAGGAGCUGGCUUGGGACGCCUCGCCUAUGAAAUUGCUAGACGAGGCUACACGUGCCAAGGGAAUGAAUUUUCUCUUUUCAUGCUCUUUGCUUCACAUUUCGUUUUGAACAAAUGCAGAGGAACGAAUUCGUAUCAGGUUCAUCCUUGGGUCCAUCAGUUCAUGAAUAACUUGAAACCUGAGCAUCAAACUCAUGCCGUUUUAUUUCCGGAUGUGAAUCCAAGCGACCUUCCCGAAAAUGCACAAUUUUCAAUGGCUGCUGGAGAUUUUUUGGAGGUUUACAGACAAGACAAUCACUGGGACUGCGUGGCUACAUGUUUUUUUAUUGACUGUGCAAACAAUGUAGUACAAUUUAUUGAAACUAUAUAUAAAAUAUUAAAACCCGGUGGUGUCUGGAUAAACUUAGGCCCGUUGUUGUACCACUUUAGCGAUAUACCAAUGGAAGAUUCAAUAGAGCCCAGCUACGAGGCUGUUCGUGAAGUUAUAGAAGGUCUUGGAUUUCGUAUGGAGAAAGAAGAUACUCACGUAAAAACCCGUUACGCACAAAAUACCAAUAGUAUGCUACAGUACGAGUAUAACAGCGUUUAUUUCGUCUGUAGAAAACCAAAUGUAACUUCAUCGGCUGAUUCGAAUAAUCACAACACUAAUGGUUCCGAAUUAAACGGAUCUCAGGAACAAGAAAAUUAAACGGCGUCACUAAUACCGUUGUUCAGCUCAUCGGGAAAAUUGAGGAUAUCGAUGAUACGAUUGAUAGGUGAAAUACAUAAAAAAAAUCAUUACCUUAUCAUCGUAGGAAGGUAAGUUAUACAGUUGAAUCGAAAACAUUUUGUUUUAAACCUUUGGAAUUUUAACGAUCACCCAUUAAUUCUUGGAAAUAUUAACUGUAUGAAAGUUAAAGAAAAGUGGAGUUCUAAAAUUUUCAAAAUAGGUUGAAUUUCUCCUGUCGCGAUUACUACGUCUUUCAUUAAUUUGACUAUGUAUUUGGGUCAAUUUUCUGUGCAUUUUAGACUAGCAUUGGAAAAGUUGAAUGAUCGUAAAAAAUUAUAAAAUCAUAAAAUCAUCUAUAAUAAUUAUAGUUUAUUGUAUAGCUUGUCUGUUAAAUUCCAAUUUCUACAAUUGCAACAUCAUUUUAUACACUGUACACGAACAGGUGUGAAACUUGAUUAAGUUUCGCCAUCUCUUUUUCCUCCCCUAAUAACGACAAAAAAAUACAUGUAAUACAUGUAAAUACAAAUACACGUAAUGAUAACAAUAACAAUAACAAUAACAACAAUAAUAAUAAUAAUAAUAAUAAUAUCAGGAAAUCUCAAAUUUGUUGAGUACUGUAAUAUGUCACGUCAAGUGUGCAGGUAAUUUAUGAAUUGUAUGUUUAUUAGAUAUUUUACAAAUAGCUGAAAGGCGAAGUGGAUUAUUUCAUGGGUUGUUUAGUGCCUUUUUGAUGCUUAGAUUCAUAUCUGAUGAAAUUUAUUUUAUUUUUCAUUACGCACGUAUGCUAUAGUGGUGAUCCCAAUCGUACUGACUAACCGUAUGAAAACCAAACGAACAAACUGAUAGAAAACUAGAAGGGAAAAAUAAACUAAUUGUAAGCGAAAAAAAAUUUAUUACAAUUAAUUAGGUACAAUACCAAAUAAAAAAAAAUGUCAUUAUAAGUA
This is a messenger RNA of Athalia rosae (coleseed sawfly), 2806 nucleotides long. Its product is annotated as carnosine N-methyltransferase. The record is from RefSeq and is a predicted model, not a curated record. NCBI's taxonomy places the organism in Eukaryota, Metazoa, Arthropoda, Insecta, Hymenoptera, Athaliidae. The transcript has 8 exons. The coding region runs from base 804 to 1841 and encodes 345 amino acids. Gene Ontology annotation, molecular function: S-adenosylmethionine-dependent methyltransferase activity.